AUGGAUGCACCCGACCAGAUCCCUGUCACGCGCUUCCCAUUGCAGCAGAACCGUCGAUAUGGAGAUUUCAGCGUUCAUGGCUUCCACCAUGGUCUUGCCAUCCUCCUCGAUAGGAAAAGCGCAGAGGCCAUCGUAUGGGAUCCACUCACUGGCCAUGACCACCUUAUACCUCUUCCACCUAGGUUCGGCAGGUAUCAAAAUGGUUAUGUUAAAAACGCGGCUGUGUUCUGUGCCGCUACUGAAGAUGGACAUGUGCAUGGUGAUUGCAUUAUGAACCCAUUUAAGGUGGUUCUUAUGUGCGAUGAUUAUGAUAAAGACCAUGCACUGUGUUGUCUCUACGAAUCAGUCUCUGGUGUAUGGGGAAAUACCAUCUCACUGGCAACUACUGAUAGGAUAUGUGAUACAAGGCCCGGUGUUAUAGCAGGAAAUUCAGUUUUUUGGCUGCUUGAUGGUGGUCGCAUCCUCGAGUUAGAUUUGGAAAGGCAAAGUCUUGUUGUGAUUGAGAAGCCAUCUAAUGUUGGUUAG
Molecule: messenger RNA, 525 nt
Organism: Lolium perenne
Lineage: Eukaryota; Viridiplantae; Streptophyta; Magnoliopsida; Poales; Poaceae
Source: RefSeq, a predicted model, not a curated record